AUGGAAAAGCUUCAACUCCAUAAAGUUUCUCUGAAAUUGGUAAAGGAGAUUAAAUACCUGGGAGUCACGCUCAAAAACAGACUCAACUGGGGGAAACAUAUCAAAGAUAAAUGCGAGAAAGCGAUAGGCACUUUCUGGGCCUACAGGAGGGCUUUUGGCAAUCCCUGGGGCCCAGAACCGGAUAAAGUGAGAUGGCUAUAUGAUGCAAUCAUCAAACCAAGACUCACUCAUGGGGCACUAGUAUGGGGCCACAAAUGUGAGUUGAAAACUCUCACAGGGGCACUAGACAGGGUGCAAAGAUUGGUUAUGGGAGGAAUCACGGGAUCCAUGCGAACGACACCUACGGUCGUCAUGGAAAAACUGUUGGAACUUCCUCCACUAGGCAAAAUAAUAAGGUCAAAUGCGUGCAGGACGUUCUGCAGAAUAGCGGAAUCAUUGAACUGUUCCAAUUUCGAGGAUGCGGCACUUCCGGAACGAGUAAUGCCGCUAAUGGAGGAAAUAGGUUGCGACAGAAUGGCAAAUAGAAUUUAUUUCUCUAAGCCGUUCUCGAUCGUAAUCCUAGAAAGGAAAGAAUGGAAGACGGGUUCACACGAACUCCUCGAAAACAGUGUAGUGUGGUUUACCGAUGGCUCAAAAAAUGAGAAUAGUGUAGGAGCAGGUGCCUGGGAAAAGGGGGAUGCACAAGAAAUUGUGUGUUCGCUCGAUCACCAUGCUACGGUUUUCCAGGCAGAAAUCAGGGCCAUUACAGAAGCUGCUAAAUGGCUGUUGAAAAGAGGCACAGGGCAAAGAACUGUAAGCUUCUGCUCGGAUAGCAGGGCAGUUCUUAUGGCGCUAGACAGUAUCAGUAUCUCCUCAAAAGAGGUGCUGAGAUGCAGACAGGCACUGGAAUCACUGGCAAAACACAACGCGGUAAGACUGGUGUAA
Molecule: messenger RNA, 924 nt
Organism: Nasonia vitripennis (jewel wasp)
Lineage: Eukaryota; Metazoa; Arthropoda; Insecta; Hymenoptera; Pteromalidae
Exons: 1
Coding region: 1-924 (307 amino acids)
Molecular function (GO): RNA-DNA hybrid ribonuclease activity; nucleic acid binding
Source: RefSeq, a predicted model, not a curated record